AUGGGUAACAAAGCUGUGAAUCAUCCAAUGGACCCCAAGAAGCGGGAUGCUGAUAUUGAUACCAAAUUGCAAUUCUACGGCAUCUACAGUGCUUUUGCCAAUGGCAAGCUCCCAACCAACAAGCAAUGCGACGUUGCUUUGAACAGCGCCGCCAACUCCAAGUGGUUGACUUCCCCCUCGAGCGAGUUGUCCGAUGAAGGGAAAACUCUGGUGAAGGACUUGCGCAAUAUCAUUGAGCAGUCUAAAAACCUCUUCCUGUCCAAGAACGAAGGAGAGCUGUUGCAGGAAUUCAUCUGGGAAGCCCAGCACAUCAGCGGCGAAGACUUCCAAAAAUUAUCCUCACCGGUCAACAAGGAUGCUGCCCAGCAGGAUGCCAACAAGGCUGCCGAGGGCUUCAAGACUCUCGGUACCCUGCUGAUUACGAACGGCGAAUUCCGCAAGCUCCUUAGCGAUGCCGUGGUUCUCCUCCGCGACAUUGCCGGCGAUGCCGCAUCCAACGCCGCCACCAAACUCAAGCCCGAUGAGGAUACCCUUGCCCAGAUUGAUCAACCAGCUCAGGACAAUGUCUGGCAUGACAAGCCCAACCUUUCCAAAGAUCAGAUCAAGAACCAACUGCGUGAACAAACCCAGAAGUACAAGUUUGCCAACAAGGAAGAUGUUGAGGCCGCUAUUAACGAAGGCGCCAAUGCCGCAACCGGAGGAAAAGACGAAGUUGCAGCUUCCGACCUUGAUUCCCAGGCCGGUGCUUCUGCAAUCGCCCAAAGCCUUCAGCAAAGUGCCGACAAGAAAAUCUCCCCCGAGGACAAGGAGAAGGCCCAGAAGACAGCCGACGAGGCCAAGGGUACUGCCAAUGAAUAUGCUCGUCGCACCAAGGAAUUCCUUGCCAAGAAGUUGCCAAAAGAACGCCGUGAUCAAGUUGUGUGGCGUCUGAAGAAGAUGAUUGUUGAAAUCCAGGGACACUCGGACUACCAGCAAGCCAUCGAGACCCUUCUUACCCUAGCCGAAACAUACGCCGGUCACGGAAAGAGCGUAACCCAGCAGGGCUCGCAGAGCGCAAAAGGUGCCCGACAGGAUACGAAUUUGAAGCAAGCAGAGACUAACUUGAGGACAUUAAUCGAGCGGUUUGCUAACAGCACAUCGACCGAUGACCUCUUUGAUUCGCUCAACACUAUCUACCGCGAUGCCGAUCAAGAUCCCCGUCUAAAAGAAUGGUUCACGAAUGUCGACACCUACAUCCGACAAUGCUUGCGCGAGCAAGGUUUUGUUUUGCAGGAUGCUGCCACGACCCAGUGGAACAAACUCUACGAUGAAGGCCGCUUUUUGUUGCGUGACCGCUACAGAAACCACACCGACCGCAUUGUUGAUGAGAUCAAGUUUUUGGCUAACCAAUUUGAUGAGGAUCCUCAAAACAAAGCAUUCCGUCAAUCAUUGGAGAAGCUGUUCAAGGAUCUGGGCCAGGACCAGAACGGCAAGCCUGUUUUCAAGCCUCAUCUCAUCAAGGAUAUUACCAAUAUUAUAAUCCCCGAGAUCUUCCAGUCUGCCCGUUACAUUCCUAUUCCCAGAAUCGAAGUCUCGGAUCCCGCUGUGGACAUGGUCAUUGAAAACCUGGUCAUCGAGAGCGACAACUUGAUGCCUAAUGUUGUAGAACUUAGCACCGACAACUUCUGGCGUUGGGGCCGCAAGAAGAUCAACAGCAUAGAUGACCACAAGUUUAUGAUUUCCGCUUCUGGCAUUCAGGCCGAUAUCAGAGAUGUUAGCUACUAUCUCAAGAAGAAGCAGGGAUUCCCCUCCAUCUCUGACACUGGUGUCAUGGAUCUCUUCCUCGGCGGCGAGGGAUUCAGCUUCAAACUCGCUGCUUCCAAAGCCCAGAAAUCUGACAAAGCUCACAUCUUCAAGGUGGACAAUGUCAGCGUCAACGUGAAGAACCUGAACAUCAAGCUGAAGAAGUCGAAGCACAAGCUGCUUUUCAACAUCUUCAAGCCGACUCUGUUCAAUGUUGUCCGGCCUGCUGUCCAGAAGAUCUUGGAGAAGCAAAUCAAGGAGGCCUUUGUCAAGGCCGAUGCAUUUGCCUACCAAGUGCAGACCGAAGCCCAGCGCGCUCAAGAGGCCGCCCGGGACGAUCCCGAGAAUUCUGCCAACAUCUUCUCGCGAUACGCCGACGCUACACGUCAAAUUCUUACCGAGAAGAAGAAGCAAGCCGAGGGUACUCCCAAGCGCGACACCACCGUCCAGGUGGCAAUGACACACCAGGACGCCAUCUUCAAGGACAUCAAGCUGCCUGGCAAUGUCACCAACAAGGCAACCGAAUACAAGGAGAAGUCUGCCCAGGGCGACCGGUGGCACUCCUCAGUGUUUGACUGGGGUAAGGCUGCACCAUCGAAGAGCUUGCCCAAGGCUGGCGAUAUUACUCGCAAGCCUCACACCACCGCUGACAGCACUCUACGAAACACCACUCAGACCAAUGGUGCCGGUGCCAAUGGCCACGUCUUGGGAACAAACGGAGCCACCAAUGGCAACUUCAAAAAGGAGGUUGACCGCGCUUUUGACACCAACGGCGUCCCGGUCAGCGUUAACGUCCCGGUCGCCACCAAUCUUACUGUGUAA
Talaromyces rugulosus is the source of this 2604-nucleotide messenger RNA. RefSeq lists its product as uncharacterized. The record is from RefSeq and is a predicted model, not a curated record. The coding region runs from base 1 to 2604 and encodes 867 amino acids. Gene Ontology annotation, molecular function: lipid binding. Lineage: Eukaryota; Fungi; Ascomycota; Eurotiomycetes; Eurotiales; Trichocomaceae. The transcript is spliced from 11 exons.